AUGAAGCCUGCUAAGCUGGGGGUUCUCCUAGCGUUCUUCAUCUUCUGCUCACUCACCACCCCAGGACUGAGUGGUAUUGCCAAACUUAUGAAACUGCUGUGCGAUGAAUACAGAGAUAUUUGUACUAUGGAUAUGGAUCCCGGCCAUUGCUAUGAACCACAAUUUAAAUUUUUCUACAAUCGAACUGCCAAAGAGUGUCAGAGUUUUAUCUUCAAUGGCUGCGAUGGUAACCUUAAUAACUUCAAUCUUAAAUUAGAAUGUGACAUAGCCUGUAAUGAAGACUACCGAACAGUGCGGUAA
Messenger RNA from Peromyscus californicus insignis, 300 nucleotides. It is a transcript of the gene Spint4, whose product is annotated as serine peptidase inhibitor, Kunitz type 4. Lineage: Eukaryota; Metazoa; Chordata; Mammalia; Rodentia; Cricetidae. Gene Ontology annotation, molecular function: serine-type endopeptidase inhibitor activity. The transcript has 2 exons. Bases 1 to 300 code for a protein of 99 amino acids. The record is from RefSeq and is a predicted model, not a curated record.